AUGAAGUUCUUCGCUGCCACCGCUGCCCUUGUCGGCCUUGCUGCCGCUCACAACAACGCCACCAGCACCGGUGAGGUCGUCUGGACCACCGAGGUCGUCACUGCCUACACCACCUACUGCCCGGCUCCCACCACCGUUGUUGUCAACAACAAGACUCACACCGUCACCGAGGCCACCACCCUGACCAUCACCGACUGCCCUUGCACCAUCAGCAAGCCUCACACCGUCACCGGUGUUCCCACCACCCAGCAGCCCGGCAAGCCCACCGGCACCGGUGUUGUCCCUACCGGCAACAAGCCCACUGGCCCCAGCACCUCUGCUCCCUCUGGCACUGCUCCCCCCCAGGUUGGCGCCGCUGCUGCCGUCGCCCCCUUCGGCGCUGCUGCUCUCGCUGCCCUUGCCAUGCUGUAA
This is a messenger RNA of Akanthomyces muscarius, 411 nucleotides long. RefSeq lists its product as uncharacterized. Gene Ontology annotation, molecular function: structural constituent of cell wall. The coding region runs from base 1 to 411 and encodes 136 amino acids. The transcript has a single exon. The record is from RefSeq and is a predicted model, not a curated record. Gene Ontology annotation, biological process: fungal-type cell wall organization. Lineage: Eukaryota; Fungi; Ascomycota; Sordariomycetes; Hypocreales; Cordycipitaceae. Gene Ontology annotation, cellular component: fungal-type cell wall.